GCAACAGCAGUUGAAUGAGUUCAGGGAGAAAGGCAUAAUCUACAACAUGAUACUUUCUCACUCGCUUCACCUCUGUGCCCACACCUGUGAAGGCCUUGGCCCAGCUUCCAAAACUGCUUUGCCUCAAACUCAGCUUUCUACCAGCGGACAGGGACAAGACCAAAGUGGAUAUUCCAGUACCCACAGUACUGUGUGCCUUACCACACCCAGGCCUGAUGCAGAACGGCCUAAACACAGAUUUUAGAUUGAGAAAAGAGUUCAGUCAAAUAAGUAGAGGGACGAGGAGAAGAGAGUGUGUAGAUGUUGAAAAAGAAAAGCGGGAAAGAAGAAAAAUGAGUAUAUGCAGGACAGAGCUUAUUACCAAGGAAAUAAAACUGAAGAAUUAAAGAUACAAAUUCACAGAGCUACCACAAUGGUUGAGAAAUCUGCUCAUUCUUCCUAUUUUCUCUUGAUGAAACCAUCUAUAAAUCAGCUGAGAUAAACUGCUGUUUCUUCUUCUUGAUGUCUUUAUUGCCCAUUCAAAUGAAGAUAUUUGAUGUCUCCCUACAUUGAGAACAUGGGAUUAAUUUUUUUUCCAAAUCCACAACUUUAAUAUUUCCUGUAGCAAUUAUACAAGGCUUUCUUAAAAUUCAUAUCCUGAAAGUGGAAGUAAGGAAGAAAGGGAAGGAGAGGAAAAAGGUCUUAGAUGGUCUUCUUUCAGUGUUUAUUCAGCUACCCUUAUUUGUGGGAGAAAGAGUAUGAAAAGGGAGGAGAAUAGGAGUUCUAUUGACUAAUGAGCAUUUUUUCUUUCUAUUAUUUACCAAGUAACAUCUCCCCUUUUCCCUGAACAGAUUGAACUGCUCCUUAGACAAUAGAAGUCUCAGAAUGCUCAAAUAUUAUACUCAGGGGAAUUUUUGUUCUGAUGAUCUUCUAACCUGAGUGACAUGGAAGAGGGUUAGGAGCUAGAAGACAGUUCUAUGAAGGAAUGUGAGAAUUUGUUGCAGAUUGGGGUACGUCAAAUGGGGGACAAUCCACCUGGGUUGAGGUGGAGUUUGUCCAGUUCAUGAACAGAGAAAUGUUAGCUACUCUGGGAUUUCCCGCGGCUCUGCGAUGGUAAUGAUGCAUAUCUUGGCUGUGGAUGCAGAAGGUCUUAUGGGCCACAUCAUGGAAACCCCAUUUCCUUCUUCUCUCCUCCCACACUGGUUCUCACUCUCAGUCUCAACUCACAGGCACUGCUUGGGGCAUAGGUACAAAACAGACAGAAGAGAAGAGAGGUCUAUCUCAUACACGUCCCCCAGAGCACUAAAGACAAACCUGGGACUGGGCCUUGGAAACCAAGUGUGGCAGGAGGAAGGCUGUAUGAUAUAAAGGAAGAAAGCAUGCAUCUGGAACUCAGAACUUUUUCCUCAACUACAAAAUGAGUGACCAGGAUUAAAUAAUCUCUCUGGUCCCUUUGGGAAUUAGCUAUAGCAUCCUCAGAACAAGAAUUCUAUCUUACUCCACUUGGCUGAAACCAGAUUCCAGAACUCUUGACAGAUUGUGGAGAAGGAUUUAUGGAAUGAACCUCUAGAGAAAUGUAAAAAAGAGGAAAGAACAAAAGGCUGGAAAUGGUAGCAGAGGGGGUAAAUAAGGGUUUGGACUGAUUCAGGCAAUAAGCAAUAGUACCAGUGUGGGAAUUUCUUAGUUUCAUGGGAAAAUUGGAGAACAGAUAUCUACAGGCUUUAUAUUUCUAUCCUCAUAGAGAAGAUUAAAUAUGAUCAUAUACUAUAAGCAGCAUCAGGAGAGAUGAUAGAUAAACUCCAGAAGGAAAUUUUGAUGAAGAAGUGAAUAAAAACUUGAAAUGAAAGACUCCGGAAAAUAUUUUUUUUAAAUAGAAGAAUUUGGUAGUUCAAGCUUCAUAAAUUAAGUCAGACUUGGGUGACCUUGUGUUAUAUCCACAAAGGACUGGAAGACUAUGCUCCAAGCCUUUUUCCUCUUCACUACAAGCUGUGCCAAAAUGUACAUUAGGAUCCAAGGCCAUGAGGACAUUCAGGAGCACCUGUCCUAUGAUGAACACUAAUUGGGGAUAAUUUCCCAGUGCCAGAGUGAUUCUUGCUCCUCUGCAGGACGGCAUUACUGUUUCGGGAGGCCCUGAAGUCUGAGCCAGGGCCAUGGAGGCCUCUGUGCUGAGCCCCACGUCCUGGGAGAAACGGCGGGCCUGGCUCCGUCAGAGCCGUAACUGGCAGACCCAGGUCUUAGAAGAGGAGGCUGCCGCCGCCCUGCAGGAUGUCCCAGAUCCUGAGCCUUCCAGCCUGGAUGACGUUUUCCAAGAAGGGAAUUCAAUCAAUAAAAUUGAAGACUGGCUGCAGGAUUGCGGAUACUCUGAAGAAGGAUUUUCUGAGGAAGCAGGACAGUUUAUAUACAAUGGCUUCUGCAGCCAUGGAACCAGCUUUGAAGAUGACUUGACCCUGGGAGCAGAGGCCACAUUACUGGCCGCCAAUGGCAAACUCUUCUCCAGGAGUUUCCUCGAGACAGCCAGGCCUUGCCAGCUACUUGAUCUUGGCUGUAGUUUGGCUUCCAGCAGCAUGACUGGGGGGACCAACAAGACUAGUUCAAGCAUCUCAGAAAUUCUGGACAAAGUGCAAGAAGAUGCAGAAGAUGUCCUCUUCAGUCUGGGCUUUGGCCAAGAGGAUCACAAAGACACUUCUCGGAUACCCGCCCGAUUUUUCACCACCCCCUCUCAGGCCAAGGGCAUUGAUUUCCAGCUCUUCCUGAAGUCCCAGGUGCGGAGGAUUGAAAUGGAAGACCCCUGCCUCAUGCUGGCCAGCAGGUUUAAGCAGGUGCAAACACUGGCUGUCACUGCUGAUGCCUUCUUCUGUCUCUACUCCUAUGUGUCUAAGACACCUGUCCAAAAGUUCACACCAUCCCACAUGUUCUGGAAUUGCAACCAUCCAUCGGAUGUGCCAUCCAUCAGGAUUCUGUCCCGAGAGCCUGAACCCCACUCACCCAGAGACCGCCUUCGGAAAGCCAUCUCCAAGAUGUGUCUGUACACAUGCCCCCGAGAUCGGCCACCACUACCCCACAACACCCCCAAAAGGAACAGUUUGGACCAAGUUGUGUUGGAAGUGAUGGACAAAGUGAAAGAAGAGAAGCAGUUCCUCCAGCAAGACUCUGAUUUGGGGCAAUUCUCACAGGAAGAUCCUGUGCCCCCUGUUGAGGGUAAAAAGUUGCCCACUUCUCCCUAUCCAUGUGUCCUCUGCUGCAAAGCGGAAACACAGCAGGGGAUGUCCACAGUGCUGGCACCAUCACAAACUCUGGAUUCGAACCCCAAGUUACCCUGUUGCACACAUUCUCUGCCCAUAGAAGAUCCACAGUGGAGCACAGACCCAGCUCAGAUAAGGAGAGAGCUGUGUAGUCUACCAGCCACCAAUACGGAAACCCAUCCAGCCAAGGAUGAGACUUUCUGGAAAAGAAAGAGCAGAGCAAGAAAGAGCCUGUUCCAGAAGAAUCUCAUGGGCAGAAAGGUUAAGUCCUUGGACCUGUCCAUCACCCAGCAGAAAUGGAAGCAGAGUGUAGACAGACCAGAACUGCGUCGGUCUUUAAGCCAGCAGCCACAGGACACUUUUGACUUGGAGGAGGUGCAAAGCAACUGUGAAGAGGAGCAGAGUCAGAGUCGCUGGCCCAGCAGACCCAGGCACCCCCCCCACCACCAGACUUUUGCUGGCAAAGACUCGUGAAGCUUUAUCCGCCACCACAACAGCAUGUGGUCUGACAGAAGUGGCUUCAUAGAAGAACCUAAAAGCCACCUCUUGCAGGAAACUGCACUGCCCUCAACAUCCAGCCCCUACUCCUUGGUCCUCCAAACCCCUAAACUCUGCAGGAGGAAGGCAGCAUUGCACAUGGAGAGGAAGACCAGACUGAGCGAUUUGGAAUCCACAUCCUAAUGCUGCCACAAGCUGCAUGCAAAAAGACCUUAGGCACAUCACUUCAUUUCUCUGUACACUGGUUUCUCUACUAUGUGUGUAUUAAAAUAUAUAAUGUGGACAAUA
Messenger RNA from Symphalangus syndactylus (siamang), 4007 nucleotides. It is a transcript of the gene TESPA1, whose product is annotated as thymocyte expressed, positive selection associated 1. Gene Ontology annotation, molecular function: signaling receptor binding. The record is from RefSeq and is a predicted model, not a curated record. NCBI's taxonomy places the organism in Eukaryota, Metazoa, Chordata, Mammalia, Primates, Hylobatidae. Gene Ontology annotation, biological process: positive regulation of T cell receptor signaling pathway. Gene Ontology annotation, cellular component: cytoplasm.